AUCGAGGUGGCCUCCACACGACGGUAUCACCCUUACACGCCAGAAGUUCUACUUUUCUCCGUUCAAAAAGGAGAAGCAUUCUCGCCCACCUAUAAGUUAAAGGAAAACCUGUGUCAAUCACCAUGCAUGGUUUGGCCGGCCCAGGGGGCAAACUAAAAACCUUUCCAGCCUCUUGUCACUUACAGUCACCAAGAAACUAUGAGCUGCUACUUCCCACUAGGAACCAUGCUUUGGGUCCUAUGCGUCUUGCAGUUGCAGUUCAUGUUCCACAUGGCAGGUGGCUGCACGAUCGAGGAGAGGAUUGCUCUUAUGCGCAUCAGAUCUUCGUUGGUGGAGCCAAACUCCGAAGUUCCUGCUUCUUGGGGACGGAGCGACGACUGCUGCUCCUGGAAAGGGUCCGAUGCAACAAAGGCACACGUGUGUCGGGUCUCAACCUCGACUCCCUGUGCCAGACAGAGGGCUGGAAUCUCAAUUUGACCAUAUUUUCCUCGUUUCAUGAGCUUCAGCAGCUGGAUUUAUUUUCGAAUUCCGCUUAUCUUCUGGAUUUAUUUUCGAAUUCCGCUUAUCUUCAAAAUUUUGAUGGCCUUCAAGGAUUGACUAAGCUUCGCUAUCUCAACCUCCGCCGCAACACAUUGGUCGAGGAUAAUAUCUGGGAAUCUCUUGGUAAAUUGGCUUCUCUUGAAGUCAUAAAUUUUGAGGCAACCAGUUUGAGCGGUGCUCUUCAGAAUAUUGCUUUCAGAAAUCUCAAGAAUUUGCGAGAUUUGCGUCUAGGAUUCAAUUAUAUGAACGGAAGCAUCCCAGCUUCCUUAUUUGAGCUUCCAAGCCUUGAAUAUUUGGAUCUUUCAGCAAAUCUGCUCCAAGGACAUAUACAUAAGAAAGACCUCUCAACAAACCUUAAGAACUUGCGAGAACUACAUCUAAGAUCCAACCGACUGAAUGGAAGCAUCCCAGCUUCCUUAUUUGAGCUUCCUCGCCUUCAAUAUUUGGAUCUUUCAGAAAAUCUCCUUCAAGGACAUAUACCGGGAGCUUGCCCAACUGGAUGUUUACAAAUGAAGCACCUUUGCUCUAUCUGGGUCUUGCACAUAACUCGCUAGUAGGAUCAUUGGAUCAUCUAAUGUGGCAGCGACAAUCGAAUAUUAAAA
Panicum virgatum (switchgrass) is the source of this 1142-nucleotide messenger RNA. Its product is annotated as receptor-like protein 56. Bases 123 to 1094 code for a protein of 323 amino acids. NCBI's taxonomy places the organism in Eukaryota, Viridiplantae, Streptophyta, Magnoliopsida, Poales, Poaceae. Gene Ontology annotation, molecular function: protein binding. The record is from RefSeq and is a predicted model, not a curated record. The transcript has 6 exons.